AUGCAGUCCGUUUAUCCCGGAGACCCACUAGGAUUAAAUUAUGUUCUGCAAUUAUAUACAUUCUCUUUCUUUUUCGCCCUCUGGCCUUUAUCUUCCAGCGCUAUUUCUCAUCUUUCAUCUUCCGGCUCGGUUGAUGGCUUCUUUCUGAGCCGAGCUGGAAGUGGUCAACUCCAAUUAUUUCAACGUCGACGUUUUUCUGAGCCUGCUCAGGAUAAUCGACAGGCUGGAUCCGUCUGCAUUGUGCGUGUUCGCGUUGAGGAUGCCGUUGCUGAGGCUAUUGAACAGGCUGCAGCUGCAGUUGCGGCAGCCGAAACCCCAUUAGCAUCAGCCAAUCUGACGGCUGAAAAGCUUGCUCCUGCACAACCAAAAUCACUCUCUCAAGGUCAAAUAUCUAGUGGAGAACCCUCGACAUUUCCAGAUUGCUCCGGAGACGGAUUGUCAGGCUCUCGUCAGAGCGGUUUUCCUCGGCAUUCAUCAGAGGCUCAUGACACUCUGAAUUCCAACAGCUCUGCGGCCUCCAAGAUGGCGCAUCUUGAGGCGAAACCUCGAGAGGUCUUGAUACAUGUUACAUUUGCACUGCAGGAUGAGGAUAUCGGACAGAAGGUGUUCACUUCAAUUAAGAAGCACGUGGCUACAACCAAUUCAAAAGCAUAA
Protopolystoma xenopodis is the source of this 654-nucleotide messenger RNA. Lineage: Eukaryota; Metazoa; Platyhelminthes; Monogenea; Polystomatidea; Polystomatidae. The record is from the annotation of a GenBank genome assembly.